Messenger RNA from Ziziphus jujuba (common jujube), 1594 nucleotides. RefSeq names its product protein STRICTOSIDINE SYNTHASE-LIKE 13. NCBI's taxonomy places the organism in Eukaryota, Viridiplantae, Streptophyta, Magnoliopsida, Rosales, Rhamnaceae. Gene Ontology annotation, molecular function: strictosidine synthase activity. Gene Ontology annotation, biological process: biosynthetic process. The record is from RefSeq and is a predicted model, not a curated record. Bases 162 to 1382 code for a protein of 406 amino acids. The transcript has 4 exons.
AACUCCUCCCCUGUCAUAUGAAAAAUCCCACACCAACCAAAACAGUACUACUCCAUUAUCACCCCAACUCCAUCAAAAAUCCAAAUCCAUAACCAAAACCAAAACUGAACCUUUCUUCUCUACCAUAACACAUACAAUUCUGUCUUCUCUCUCUUUCUCUCAUGGAGAAGAAAAACCCACUGAAAGAUGAGGCAAUUCUGCAGCACCCAAUACUUCUCCUCCUGGUUCUGAUAAUGGGUUUUGUAAUCAUGGACCCAUUUCAAAUGAGUCCAGUUGGGGGGCAUGAGUUUAGGCCUGUGAAGCACAGUGUUGCUCCAUACAAGCAAGUGAUGGAGAAUUGGCCAAGAGACAAUCAGAGCAGGUUAGGACUUGGGAAGUUGGAGUUUGCAGACCAAGUGUUUGGGCCCGAGUCUUUGGAGUUUGAUCCUUCGGGGCGUGGCCCUUACACAGGGUUAGCUGAUGGUCGCGUUGUCAGAUGGAUGGGCAAGGAUGCUGGCUGGGAGACUUUUGCCCUUGUCACUACUAAUUGGUCGGAGAAGGUUUGUGCAAAAGGUGUGGACUCGACCACGGCGAAGCAAUGGAAAGUAGAGAAAAAAUGCGGAAGACCACUUGGCCUGAGGUUUGACAAACAUAGUGGAGAUUUAUAUAUUGCUGAUUCAUAUUAUGGCCUUCUGGUUGUUGGACCUGAAGGAGGGUUUGCCACUCCAUUAGCAACUCAUGUGGAAGGGAAGCCUAUACUCUUUGCAAAUGACCUUGACAUUCAUAGUAAUGGUUCCAUUUUCUUCACAGACACCAGCAAGAGAUACAACAGAGUGAAUCAUUUCUUUAUACUACUGGAAGGAGAAUCAACUGGUAGGCUUCUUAGAUAUGAUCCUCCAACUAAAACAACUCAUAUUGUUUUGGAUGGUUUGGCAUUUCCAAAUGGGGUUCAGCUGUCAAGGGACCAGACCUUCCUCCUUUUUACUGAGACUACCAACUGCAGGCUAAUGAAGUACUGGCUUGAAGGUCCAAAAACUGGACUUGUCGAACGUGUUGCUGACCUGCCAGGUUUUCCAGACAACGUAAGAAUAAAUGAGAAAGGCCAGUUCUGGGUUGCUAUAGAUUGUUGCAGGACUGCAGCACAAGAAGUUCUUUCUCACAAUCCAUGGAUAAAGAGUAUCUACUUUCGACUGCCAAUCCGAAUGAGCUUAUUAGCAAGACUAAUGGGGAUGAAAAUGUACACUGUAAUCUCGCUGUUCGAUGAGAAGGGAGAGAUUUUAGAAGUCUUGGAGGAUAGGAAAGGUGUGGUGAUGAAACUGGUGAGUGAAGUUAGAGAAGUGAAAGGGAAACUGUGGAUUGGAACUGUGGCACAUAACCACAUUGCCACCCUCCCUUACCCUUAAAUUAAGAUCAUUUGGGCAACAGAUUUUCAUGUUGUAGUUCAUAUUUGUUUUAGCAUUAGCAUUUAAAAGGGUAGUUCGGAGUUUAUGAAUUCUGUAACGACAAUGAUAAUCAGCUAAACAUUUGAAGCUGGUUCUAAUUUGUAGCCUUUCCCUGUAGCUUUUUCCUGCUGCUUUAUGACUAAUAAUUAAUGAGGCAUAACUUAUGAAGUACU